AGAAGAAGAAGAAGAAGAAGAAGAAGAAGAAGAAGAAGAAGAAGAAGAAGGAAUUAAGUUAAAUUCUAAGGUGCUUCGUCGUAUAAUGUGCAUUGAUUUGCAAUCGAUUAUACAACUGCUGUCACUCGAUUAACGGAGUUCUCGAGCCAAACAAAGCGUUAAAGAGGAUAAGGAAUAAUGGUUCACCUGAGGCGUAAGAUUUUAUCCUUUAGUGGCCUUUUAAAUCAGCUGCAGCCCAAUGUGCGAUGGAGCUCAUUUUUAAAAAUAAGAGAUAAAGAAACUGUACAGCCGGACAGAACGUUUAAGUAUUCAGAUCUGUCGGUUCGGUUGGCAGCGCCUCACCAAUUACAACCAAAGCCCAAUGUAAGCGAAUUAGGGUUUGGUAAAUAUUUCACAGAUCAUAUGCUGAAAGUAUUUUAUUAUGAAGCUCUUGGCGGAUGGCAAAUACCAGAAAUUACUCCAUUUGAAAAUUUGGUCUUACAUCCGGCUGCCAAAGUUCUUCAUUAUGCUGUUGAGCUUUUCGAGGGUAUGAAAGCAUAUCGAGGAAUCGAUGGGAAAAUACGAGUAUUUAGGCCGGAAAUGAAUAUGGAUAGAAUGAAUGCCUCGGCUCUAAGAUCUGGCUUACCGACUUUCAAUGGAAUGGAACUGAUUAAAUGCAUAAACAGACUUAUUAGUAUCGAUCAAGAGUGGGUACCACAUUUAGAAGCCUCGAGCCUAUACAUAAGGCCCACAUUAAUAGGCAUUGACCCAACAUUGGGAGUGGCUACCUCGGAUUCGGCAAUGUUGUACGUAAUCCUCAGCCCAGUGGGCUCUUAUUUCAAACACCAUGAGAUGAAUCAGGGCGUGUCGUUGCUCGCGGAUCCUCGGUACACGAGAGCUUGGCCCGGCGGUUGCGGAGACCGAAAAAUGGGAAGUAAUUAUGCACCAACGAUUCACGUACAAAAGGAAGCGACCGAGAAGGGGUUACAGCAGGUUCUUUGGCUUUAUGGAGAGGAUCGUCAAUUAACAGAAGCUGGCACCAUGAAUAUUUUCCUCUUUUGUAUAAACGAUCAAGGAGACAAAGAACUGAUUACACCUCCAUUGAAUGGUCUUAUUCUACCAGGAAUAACUAGGAAUUCAAUUUUAACCCUUGCCAAAGAAUGGAACCAAUUUAAAGUAUCCGAAAGAAAAAUCACAAUGGCAGAAGUUUGUCAAUUAUUAUCGGAAAAUAGACUCCUAGAACUAUUUGGUGCUGGUACAGCCUGCAUAGUCAGUCCAAUUUCAUUCAUAGAAUAUAUGGAUCAGAGUUUUUACUUGCCAACGCUGGAUCACACCGAACCAAUUUUCAGAACUCUUCUUAAACAUCUUAAAGAAAUUCAAUAUGGCUACGUUGAUCACCCAUGGGCUUUUCCUAUCGAAUGAAUCCAACAAUAGACCUUAAGGCUUAUACCUGGCUUCUGAUUAUUUCUAUUAUACGAAUUAUACCUUGACAAAUUGGCAAGCAUUUUAAAUUGUUUGUAUAAAUUUCAAUUAAUUGAGGUUCCUAUGGUUGCCAUAUUUUUAUUUAUUUAUAUUGUAUGCUGGUCAUUCUAUCUAAGGUUUUAGAUUCUUUAAAACAAUAAGUGUUGAAAAAUGUAGGAUCACUGUAUUUGAAAACAUGUUUCUUAUAAAGAAUAACAGAUUUGUAUGUUCUUGUAAAUUGAAAUUGAAAAUGUAAGCGCAAUAUGAUUGUUACGAGCAUUGUAAAAUUAAAAGUCCGGCGUAAGUGGACAAGGAUUAAUAUAAUGAUUCAGUUAGAAGAUGAACUCAGGUUUUCCUUAUCCGAGCAAUAAAGCGAUACGUGGUAUUGAGAAUAAUUUAAUAAUACACUGCUGGGACAUCGUCAUCCACCACCACUCACUUUUAUAAUUUUACUGUCAACAAGGUUGUAAAACAAAUUUUGUAUAUAAACAUAUCAUUCGCCUACGCAAAGUGAUAUUCUCUUGAAAUGUCGGGCGAUACGCAUUCACUUUUGCAUUUUACAUUUGUAGUAUAUUGUAUAUAAUAUAUAUAUUUUUAAAAG
Molecule: messenger RNA, 2041 nt
Organism: Ceratosolen solmsi marchali
Lineage: Eukaryota; Metazoa; Arthropoda; Insecta; Hymenoptera; Agaonidae
Gene: Bcat
Product: Branched chain amino acid transaminase
Exons: 7
Coding region: 178-1401 (407 amino acids)
Biological process (GO): L-valine biosynthetic process; L-leucine biosynthetic process
Cellular component (GO): mitochondrion
Molecular function (GO): branched-chain-amino-acid:2-oxoglutarate transaminase activity
Source: RefSeq, a predicted model, not a curated record